AUGUCUUUUUUUAAUGGGCCUAAACUACUGGAUUUUAAGAAUUCACCACCACAUCUUCAGUUCAACAAGUAUGUCCUAACAGGAUACCGGCCCAUAUCCACUUACAGAGACUGUCUGCGAAGUUUGUUCUAUCUUCACAAUGAAUUUGGAAACAUCUAUACACAUGGCAUUCCCUUUAUCUGUUUUUUGCUGUUUUUGCCUGCAAGUAUCCCAUGGGCUGAGGUAGAUGAGUGGUGGAUUGGCGUGGUGCAUUAUUUGGCUUGUCUUUCUCCUACUGUUUGUUCAAUCUUCUAUCAUCUCUUUAUGAACCAUGAAGGUGGCGCACAAACUUAUGAUACGCUGCUGUGCUUUGACAUGUUUGGCGUCUGUCUGGUCAACACUCUUGGAGCUCUGCCGAUUAUAUAUAUCACUUUGCUGUGCUAUCCAUUCUCUCGUCGUGUGACAAUGGUGGCCUAUCUGCUGCUUUCUGGAUAUGGGGUGUAUUGUGCUGUCACUGCACGGAGCAACAUUCGUCGUCUGCGUUCCUUUGCCGGGCAGGCACUCUUUCGAUUCUUUCUGUUUGUGCUUCGUUUGAUUGGUACAGGGAGAGGAAGCCCGGCCUCUGUACGGCUCUACCUGACCAUGGAUAUGCUUGCGUUGCUAGGAGGACUCGUCAAUAUUUCCCGCCUGCCCGAGCGCUUCAGACCAGGUCGGUUUGAUUACUGGUGUAACAGUCAUCAAAUAAUGCACGUUAUGGUCAUCCUCUCCAUCCUGUACUUACACUGGGGCAUGCUGGAGGAUUUAACCUGGUUAAAAGGAUUUCACUGUCCCCAAUACUAA
Molecule: messenger RNA, 819 nt
Organism: Paramisgurnus dabryanus
Lineage: Eukaryota; Metazoa; Chordata; Actinopteri; Cypriniformes; Cobitidae
Gene: paqr4b
Product: progestin and adipoQ receptor family member IVb
Cellular component (GO): membrane
Molecular function (GO): signaling receptor activity
Source: RefSeq, a predicted model, not a curated record